This is a messenger RNA of Penicillium taxi, 807 nucleotides long. RefSeq lists its product as uncharacterized. The record is from RefSeq and is a predicted model, not a curated record. The transcript has 2 exons. Lineage: Eukaryota; Fungi; Ascomycota; Eurotiomycetes; Eurotiales; Aspergillaceae. Bases 1 to 807 code for a protein of 268 amino acids.
AUGUCCAUCAUAUUCAAUGCCCUCCCCCUCCUACCGCCUAUCUCUGAAUACGGCGAGCCUUUUUACCGCUCAGUUGAGCAGGCUAUUGAGGCUAUCAACAUACAUGCCCAGCCCCAAGACUUCGCAGUCUCAAAGCGAAGCUCCCAGCUUAAUCGUAUCCAACUACGAUGCGCCCGAGAUCCUAGAGAACUCCGCAUUCGUGAAGAAUGUAGUGGGUUAGCCAUUCACACAACAGGACUCCCUUGUAUUCACACGAUACUGCUCGCUAAGAGGGGUCCAGGCCUCUCAGUAGCUGAUUUCCACCCCCAUUGGCAUCUUCCAGAGGCACCAUCUAUUCAACCAUCUAUUCAACCAUCUAUUCAACCAUCUAUUCAACCAUCUAUUCAACCAUCUAUUCAACCAUCUAUUCAACCAUCUAUUCAACCAUCUAUUCAACCAUUCUCUCCGCCCAUUCCGGCAUCUCAGGUGCAGAACCCCCCUAAGGCCAUUACCCGGGGCCGUCCUCCGGCCUCAUCGGCGCGGCAGGCUAUCUCUCAGCGCUCAACCCAGCGCUCACCAUCUCAAUUUGAGAUCACCGAGCAGCAGAUACUAGCUGAGAACCAGGAAUUUGAAGUAUCACGGGCGGCCUCACAGGCAUCUCAGGCAGGGGGGGAGAGGGGGGGGGGCAUCGCAGGCAUCGGCGGCAGGGGGGCAGGGUGGGAAGCCUCGGAGGAUGAAGGGCCAAGAAGAUCAGGCCGGGCGCCUAGGCCAAAGAGGAGAAGAACGGAUGAGACAACUCAGGGUGAAACCACUGAAACAGACCAUUAA